CCAGCUCUGUCGCAUCACAGACAAAAGCGGAAAUUCGCUGAGAAGUUCAAGUUUCUUUAAGUAUUUAUUCAAAAAAUUCAAAAUGAGGGAAUGCAUUUCAGUUCACAUUGGCCAAGCUGGUGUCCAGAUCGGCAAUGCCUGCUGGGAGCUUUACUGUCUGGAGCACGGAAUCCAGCCUGACGGUCAUAUGCCCUCUGACAAGACCGUGGGCGGAGGCGAUGAUUCCUUCAAUACCUUCUUCAGCGAAACUGGAGCCGGCAAGCACGUGCCCCGUGCCGUCUUCGUGGAUCUGGAACCGACUGUGGUGGAUGAGGUGCGCACAGGCACCUAUCGCCAGCUGUUCCACCCAGAACAGUUGAUCACCGGCAAGGAGGACGCGGCCAACAACUACGCUCGCGGCCACUACACCAUCGGCAAGGAAAUUGUCGACUUGGUGCUGGACAGGAUCCGCAAGUUGGCCGAUCAGUGCACCGGACUGCAGGGCUUUCUGGUGUUCCACUCCUUCGGCGGAGGCACUGGCUCAGGCUUCACCUCGCUGCUCAUGGAGCGUCUGUCUGUAGACUACGGAAAGAAGUCCAAGCUGGAGUUCUCGAUCUACCCGGCACCCCAAGUGUCCACUGCUGUGGUAGAGCCAUACAACUCCAUUCUGACCACCCACACCACCCUGGAGCACUCGGACUGCGCCUUCAUGGUCGACAACGAGGCCAUCUACGACAUCUGCCGGCGCAACUUGGAUAUCGAGCGUCCCACCUACAUGAAUCUGAAUCGCCUAAUUGGCCAGAUCGUUUCCUCUAUCACGGCCUCUUUACGCUUCGAUGGCGCCCUCAAUGUGGAUCUCACCGAGUUCCAGACCAAUUUGGUGCCCUACCCACGCAUUCACUUCCCCCUGGCGACAUACGCUCCAGUCAUUUCCGUCGAGAAGGCCUACCACGAGCAAUUAACCGUCGCCGAGAUCACCAACGCCUGCUUCGAGCCCGCCAACCAGAUGGUGAAGUGCGAUCCCCGUCGCGGCAAGUACAUGGCCUGCUGCAUGCUCUACCGCGGUGAUGUGGUGCCCAAGGAUGUGAACGCCGCUAUUGCCACGAUCAAGACCAAGCGAUCCAUCCAGUUCGUCGACUGGUGUCCUACUGGCUUCAAGGUGGGCAUCAACUACCAGCCACCCACUGUUGUCCCGGGCGGAGAUCUUGCCAAGGUACAGCGGGCCGUCUGCAUGCUGUCCAACACCACUGCCAUCGCAGAGGCCUGGGCCCGUCUGGAUCACAAGUUCGAUCUGAUGUACGCGAAGAGGGCUUUCGUCCACUGGUACGUCGGCGAGGGCAUGGAGGAGGGCGAGUUUGCUGAGGCUCGCGAGGAUCUGGCUGCCCUCGAGAAGGACUACGAGGAGGUGGGCAUCGACUCGACCACCGAAUUGGGCGAAGAUGAAGAGUACUAGAACUGCAGUACUUCAAAAAACUGGA
This is a messenger RNA of Drosophila bipectinata, 1457 nucleotides long. RefSeq names its product alpha-Tubulin at 85E (gene alphaTub85E). Gene Ontology annotation, molecular function: GTP binding; structural constituent of cytoskeleton. NCBI's taxonomy places the organism in Eukaryota, Metazoa, Arthropoda, Insecta, Diptera, Drosophilidae. Gene Ontology annotation, cellular component: microtubule; cytoplasm. The record is from RefSeq and is a predicted model, not a curated record. Gene Ontology annotation, biological process: microtubule cytoskeleton organization; mitotic cell cycle.